This is a messenger RNA of Salvelinus fontinalis (brook trout), 11811 nucleotides long. RefSeq names its product protein ITPRID2-like. Bases 2651 to 7519 code for a protein of 1622 amino acids. Gene Ontology annotation, molecular function: signaling receptor binding. The transcript is spliced from 18 exons. The record is from RefSeq and is a predicted model, not a curated record. NCBI's taxonomy places the organism in Eukaryota, Metazoa, Chordata, Actinopteri, Salmoniformes, Salmonidae.
CGGCCCUUUCAAAUUCAAACAGUUUAGUUUGGCAGUUAGUUGGUGAGGGUUCUUGCAGGAACCUAAGGCGGUUCCUCGAUGAACCCCACCUCCUAUGGGGUUCGUGGAAGAACCUUUUGAGGACAAUUCAGUGCCAAGAACCCUAAGAUUCUCUGAAGAACUUUGAGAUCUUAGAAGAACCCUUGUUAAACCCCUAAUUUUUUGUGUCUUUGGGCUCAGAUGAUUUAAGCUGGUACAGUAGAUUACUUCCGCUGUUCCUCUGUCUCUCAUGCUGCAUCCCAAAUGGCACCAUAUUCCCUAUAUCAGGGCUCUCCAACCCUAAUCUGUAGGUUUUCUGUAAUUUCUUAAUCUGUAGGUUCUCUCUCCAACCCUAAUCUAGCACACCUAAUUCUAAUAAUUACCUGGUUGAUAAAAUUAAUCAGGUUAUUUACAACUGGGGUUGGAGUGAACCUACAGGAAGGUAGCUCUUCAGUGAUGUACUGGGCUGUACACACUACGCUCAUCAAUCUACACACAAUAACCCAUAAUGACAAAGCGAAAACGGGUUUUAAGAUUUUUUUGCAAAAAAAACAAAACUUAGUUACAUAAGUAUUCAGUACCUUUGCUAUGAGACUCGAAAUUGAGCUCAGGUGCAUCCGGUUUCCAUUGAUCAUCCUUGAGAUGUUUCUACAACUUGAUUGGAGUCCACCUGUGGUAAAUUCAAUUGAUUGGACAUGAUUUGGAAAGGCACACACUUGUCUAUGUAUGGUCCCACCGUUGACAGUGCAUGUCAGAGCAAAAACCAAGCCAUGAGGUCGAAGGAAUUGUCCGUAGAGCUCCAAGACAGGAUUGUGUCGAGGCACAGAUCUGGGGACGGGCACCAAAACAUUUCUGCAGCAUUGAAAGUCCCCAAGAACACAGUGGCCCCCAUCAUCUUAAAUGGAAGAAGUUUGGAACCACCAACACUUCCUAGAGCUGGCUGCCCGGCCAAACUGAGCAAUCGGGGGAGAAGGGCCUUGGUCAGGGAGGUGACCAAGAACCCAAUGGUCACUCUGACAGAGCUCCAGAGUUCCUCUGUGAAGAUGGGACAACCAUCUCUGCAGCACUCCACUAAUAAGGCCUUUAUGGUAGAGUGGCCAGACGAAAGUCACUCCUCAGUAAAAGGCACAUGACCACCCACUUGGAGUUUGCCAAAAGGCACCUGAAGGACUCUCAGACCAUGAUUGAGGAAAAGAUGAAUGGAGCAAAGUACAGAGAGAUCCUUGAUGAAAUCCUGCUUCAGAGCUCUCAGGACCUCAGACUGGUAUGAAGGUUCACCUUCCAACAGUUCAACGACCCUAAGCACACAGCCAAGACAACGUGGGAGUGGCUUCAGGACAAGUCUCUGAAUGUCCUUGAGUGGCCCAGCCAGAGCCCGGACUUGAACCAGAUCAAACAGCUCUGGAGAGACCUGAAAAUAGCUGUGCAGCAAUGCUCCCCAUCCAACAUGACAGAGCUUGAGAGGAUCUGCAGAGAAGAAUGGGAGAAACUCCCCAAAUACAGGUGUGCCAAGCUUGUAGCAUCAUACCAUACCCAAGAAGACUCCAGGCUGUAUUCGCUGCCAAAAGUAUUUCACAAAAGUACUUAGUAAAGGGUCUGAAUACUUAUGUAAAUGUGAUAUUUCAGUUUUUUUUUUUAAAUACGUUUGCAAAAAAAUUCUAAACUAUUUUUGCUUUGUUAUUAUAGGGUAUUGUGGGUAGAUUGAUGAGAAACAAAUACAUUUUUUAAAUAAAGCUGUAACGUAACAAAAUAUAGAAAAAGUAAAGUGGUCUGAAUGCUUUGCGAAUGCACUGUAGAUACACAAUUGACAAAAAAUGCUUAAAAUCUUGGGUAUGAUGCUUCAGUUGUUUGAAAAAUGCUAAAUUCUCCAACCCGUCUCCAUCCUUAUAUGCUCCCUCUUCACAAAAUGGCAGCACAAACUGUCACGUGAAUAUCAGUUCAUUAUCUGCAGAAGUGUUUUAAGUUCAUCGACACUCUUUGUAUCGUCAAGAUGUCUCACUGUACUUCAUUUAAAUAGAAAAUACCAUUAACAAAUAGGAUUGUCUAAUUACCCCUUUUUAGAUUCCCACACAUUUAGAUAGCUGUCUGUCACCGCCAUUGUUUUAUGUUUUGAGAGCAAAGUGUUUGUUUUGUGUUUGUUUAUUUAUUUACAUUCCUUCUUAUUUCAGAUGAUUACUCUGGAAAUAGAAGUAACAUAAUAAUAGCCGCCUCCUCUUGUCCCUCGAGGUUUGGCCUAUACACUCCAGUGAGAACUCCCUCCCUCCUUCUGUCUAUCCCUCUAUCCUCCCUUCAGAAAAGAGCUGAUCCACAACAGGAAAUGACUCGGCACCAGCACGCAAUCUUUCAACUAAACCGACAUUUUCUGCUCCACUUGUUGUCAGUUGGACUUCUUACUCUCUGUAGCUCCUCACUGUAUCCAUCCAUCCACCCUGCCUGCCUCUGUCCCACAUCUCUGCCUGGCUGAGUGGGAACUACUUUUACAUUUGAUGGCUUUGGAAGUAAUCUUAGUAUUCUUGGAAGAAUUCUUAGGAUAAUAUUUCUGGCAGAAGGAGGAAUUGCCACCAGGUGAUUUGCCCCCUGCUGUAGCGACCAGGCCAGGGGAGAGGAGGAGUUGUGGAUCCAGGAGCGGACCAUGGAGCAGUGUGAAACUGCUGCGAGCCCCAGCAUAGAUCACCCAUGGAAGGCAGCGACAAUAAUGAGGAAGGCCUGGAUCCAGAGCAGAGACUCCUGGCAGGGCCUCUCUGAGAGCCAGGACACCCAGGAUCAGGAGGGUUCCAGCGAGAAGACACUGUGUCCAGAUCCCACUAUGGAGGAGAAGACAGUCCCGGCCGAGGAGCCAGGGCCCGUCCCUAAGAAGAUUGCGAGCUGGCUCAAGGACUGCAGGACUCCUCUUGGGGCCUCUCUGGAUGAACAGAGCAGCACUCAGUCCAAGGGAGUGCUAAAGAAUGGCUGCAGCUUUGAAGACUACUUUUCUCUGGGAGCUGAGGCCAACCACCUUCAGCCCAACAGUGCCAAAGCAGAGACACCCCGCUAUGGGAUAUGUGCAAAGGACAAGAGGAGCCAGUUCCUACAGAACAGGAGUAUGAACUCAAUAGGCUCAGGGAAGAGCAGCACCAGUGUAUCCAGUGUGUCUGAGUUGUUGGACCUAUAUGAAGAGGAUCCAGAAGAGAUCCUGUAUAACCUGGGGUUUGGCCGGGAGGAGCUGGAUAUCGCCUCAAAGAUCCCCUUGCGCUUCUUUAACAGCCCCUCUUGUGCUAAGGGCAUCGAUCUCAAGGUCUACCUGGAAGCCCAUCUACAACGCACAGAGAUGGAAAAACCCAACUAUGCCCUGACAAGUCGUUUCCGUCAGAUCGCGGUCCUGACCACAGUGGCCAACGAAUUAUUCCAUCUCUACUCCCAGGUGUCGGGCCAGCCCGUCCAAAAGAUCUGCAGCCUGGAUGGGGAACCCCUUACCAUCGUCACUCCUUCUCCUCUGAAGAGGAACAACUCAGCCCUGAACGCAGCCAAGAUCCUAAAGAAGACCAUCACCAAGCAUAACCUUUUCGGUGGGGCAGCAGAGGAAGUCUCUCAUAGCCCCACAGCCCUGUCUACUACCAUAGAGAAACAAGCAGACCAAUUGAGUCCAGGUACAGGGGACAGCGCCAUCACUAUUGACUCCAACCACAAGGGGGAGCUCAAGCAGAAGGCCUUCAUGAAGAAGGAAUCUACUUCUCCGGCUAUGUUGACUGAGGACAGCCACUCUAGAGGCAGCACUGAAGCCCCCCUGAGCAUCAACGGACACCACCCUGGAGUGAAUGGAGACAGUCCCAAGCUAAAUGGAAAUGGCCUGGCGUUGACAGGAAGUGGAGAAAAUCACAUCUCGUUCACUGUCAGUGUUGUCCCUGAGGAGGCCCAGGAGGGUGACCUGAGCCUGUGCAGCGAGGCUGACCUGGAGAAAAAGCACCAGGAAAUCCAUCAGAUGGGCCAGAGGGCCAUCCGAUCAACCCCAGGCGAGGAACCUAACUACAGCCUGAUGCCCAACCUUCACAUCGCCCACCACCACACGCAGGCCAAGGAUUCUUUUGAGAUGGAAGAGGUCCAGAGUAAUGAGGAUGACGCUCUACCUGGAACUUGCAGCCUCUCUAGAGCUGGCAGUGAACAACAACUGAGAACAACCAGCCAGCAGUCAGACAGUAGUGGUUUUGCAGAGGGCCCCUCUACUGAUGGCUCAGCUAACAAUUUAAAGGUACAGGAGAGCGCUGACAGCUGUGAUUGUGAGACCAUGCUGAUGUCCUACGCUGGGGAGGUGACCACUCCUCUAGCCCUUGAACACCCUGCCUUUGAGAGGCUGCAGUUAAAGGAGGAACAGGAGGAGGAGGAUGUGCAGACACCCUCUGUCCUACAGAAACACCUUGAGGAGGACGGGAGGGGGAGCAAGAGCCCUAUUGGGGAGGAGGAGCAGCGGCAGGAGGUGCCACAGUACACCUUCCACCAGUUACCUAAACCAGGAGAUAGAGGAGUGGCCCAAGACUUGGAGCAGGACCAACAGCAUAGCACUGCUGAGGAAGCUGCUUCUUAUCCUGCCUCUGAGACUCCUGAGACUUGCCAUACUGUUGAGGCUGAGCUUGAUACGGCUACAGUGCCUGGUCCUACAGAAGACCAUGGCUCCAUCCUGGCCCCUGACUGCAGCUCCUCUGGUGCCCCAGCCAGGGAGGGUGUGCCUGACAGGGUGGAGAUGGAAGCCAGGCUCUCCAGCCCUAGCCCCAGCUGCCCCAUCCUCAAUGCCUCAGCCAGGGUCCACGGGGCCCUCUACAGGGCCCAGCAGAGGGCCAUGUCCCCAGGCCUCCAGGGCGCCUGCAUGGAGGGGAAGGUGACAGUGAGGGAUCUGUUCAGGAGAAGAGCCCCCCUGACAAGGUCCCGAUCCCUGCCUACCUCGCUCCUCAGCCCUUCCCGUGCGGUCUCCUCUGUCAGGAUCCAGUUUGGCCAGGAGACAGUCAGGCACUGCACUCGGACGGUCUUUUCCUACCAAUACACCCCAGAAGUGGAGGAGGAGGAGCAGGUGGAGGAGGAGGAGCAGGUGGAGGAGCAGGUGGAGCUGGAGGUGGGGUCCAUUGUGGAAGAGGAGGUUGCGGAGGAGGGGGUUCAGAGGAGAGGCAGCUUUUGCUCUAUUUUAAUUAUCAACAGAGAGGCCGAGCGAUCUCAGGGCCCCGGGCUACAGAGAGAUGGGGAUCUGAGAAAGCUUCAAGGCAGAGUUCCCCCUUACCCCCUGGCCAUCCCCCGCCACCUGACCCGCUCAACCAUCUCACUGCACAGCCCCACUCCUGAGUGGGGAGAGAGACCUCUGGUGGAGCACCACCGUGCCUGGAGCACCUGCAGCGUACCUAACCUCACCCAACGUAACCUGGCACAGCAUAACCACCCUAACCUGAACCACUUCAAUAACCAUAACCUCACUCAGCACAGCAACCCUAACUUAAACCUCACUCAGCACAGCAACCCUGACUUCAACCUCACCCAGCACAGCAACCCUAACUUCAACCUCACCCAGCACAGAAACCCUGAUUUCAACCUCACCCAGCACAGCAACCCUGAUUUCAACCUCACCCAGCACAGAAACCCUGAUUUCAACCUCACUCAGCACAGAAACCCUGAUUUCAACCUCACUCAGCACAGAAACCCUGAUUUCAACCUCACCCAGCACAGCAACCCUGAUUUCAACCUCACCCAGCACAGCAACCCUGAUUUCAACCUCACCCAGCACAGAAACCCUGAUUUCAACCUCACCCAGCACAGAAACCCUGAUUUCAACCUCACUCAGCACAGAAACCCUGAUUUCAACCUCACCCAGCACAGCAACCCUGAUUUCAACCUCACCCAGCACAGCAACCCUGACUUCAACCUCACCCAGCACAGCAACCCUAACCUGGCGCACUUCAAUUACCCUAACCUCACCCAGCACAGUAACCCUAACUCUAACCUCACACAACACAACCUAGCCCAACACAAUAACCCUAACCUCCCACAGCACACAGCCCCCAACUUACCCCAUCAUAUGGCCCCUAACCAUGCUCACCAGAGUCCUGCUUACACUAACAACAUGGGCAACACCCUUCCACACAGCACACACUACCCCUUUUCCCCGUACAGCUCCUCCUAUAAUACCCCGCCCCAUAGCGACCCUUUCAGUUCACCUUACUAUAACUACCACGGUAACCCAUAUAGUGGGUCCUACAGCUACCUACACAGCAACACUCAUUAUACUGCCCAUAGCUCUUACUCUAACCCAUCACACACACCUUCCAAACUGCCUCCACAUCUCUCUACUGCCCCCUAUGGAGAACCAUACAGUACUCCAUUCCCUGGCCACCGUCAUCUGUUUCCUUACCCCCAUGGAGUUGAUCCUAUGGGGGCAGCCCCUAAUUCCCACCUUCCACCAGCCCUGUCUACCACUGAGAUGCAGCUCAGACGGGUCCUUCAUGACAUCAGAGGAAGUGUACAGAACUUGGCUCAGAAUUCAUCAGAAUGCAGAGCAGACAUUUUCAAUCCUCAGAGAUCUGCCCAGCCACUGUUUGAGACCUCUCUCCAGAAGGAGCUGCAGGCUAAGAGAAGGAGUCUGAAUGUGUUCCGGACCCAGAUGAUGGAUCUAGAAGUGUCCCUGAUGAAACAACAGGCGUUAGUCUACCAGCACCUCAGUCACGACGAGAGGCAGGAGGCGGAGCAGCUGCAGGGCCUGCGGUCAGCAGUGAGACAGGAGCUGAAGGAACUAGAGCUCCAGCUGGAGGAUCGGCUGCUGACCUUGAACGAACAGCUCCGCUCUGCCAGCUACCACAGUCUCUACCGCCACCGCAUGAGCGGUCACAGCAUGUACAGCCUGUCUAACAGUUCUGCUCUGAGAGCUAUGGAGCCGAUGUCGAACCUGCUGAUGGAACCGCUGUACCUGCAGACAGAGCUGGGCUACGAGGGUGGGGCAGAGAGCAGACCAAGCAUGGCACCCACCCCGAGCUCAGGCCGCUCCUCCAGGUCAGCCAGUCCAAUGAGGUCCUCCGGAUGUCACCCAGGCUCCUCCCACACCCCAGAGCUGCCCCUCCCAGGCCCCCAGAAGACAGAGGUGUACCGAGCGUCCAUCUCCCUCACCCCAGCCCCCCCUCCACGGCCUGGUGCCUCCACAGGGUUCUCCCAGGGCCAGAUCAGUCCUCUAGAUGCCCAGGACCAUGCCAUAGACCAGGCACUGACAGGAGAGCAACAUCCAGAAGAUCGAGCGCAAGGAGAGGAAGAGGGCAGAGGAGGAAGAGGGGCAGCUGUAGACCCUCACCUGCUAGAGGAGAGGGGUAGGGAGGGAGGAAGAGGAGGAAGAUUAGGUGUAGGAAGGGCAAACAACCCCCAGCUACAGCAGCUCAUCAAGGAGAUCAAAGAGAGCCUUGCUGAUGAGAUCCGACAGGAGAUAGCCAGCGAGCUCCUGGCGGCCGUAUCUCCACGACGAUCACCUGUGUUGGCCAGAGAACACCCCCUGUUAGACUGUUGACAGGUCCUACAUCUGAGUUGAAGAUAACCACUGGUGAAGUCUACCAAUUCUACUCAACCUGAACACUGGUGAAACCAUACACUGAACAGCCCAACAACCUUUGUACCACUGUUUCUACUAUUUCCAGAGAGUCUGAUGAUGGCAGAUACCUUAACACUGUGUUUUCAACCAUAUAGGUAGAGUUUUUUUAUUUCUAUGGUUUCUUCUCCGGAGUAAUCUGCUGACUGACAGAUACUCUGGAGCCUCAUUUAUAACCGUUGUGUAAAUUUCACACUAAAUAUCUGAAUAUCUGCGUGUGCCAUUUCUGAAAAGACUGCAUACAUACAAAAAUAUUGAGAUUUAUAAACUUGGCACACACCAUACACCCAUCCUGAAACUGCGUGAGUGAAAGAGCAUCAGUACUCUGUCUGAAAAACGCCCAUCAUUCACCUUUUAUGGUGACAAAAAAAAACGUAUACUUUGGAAGUAUUCGAGCAGUUUUCUAAAGGAAAUGGCAAUAGCGAACUUGAUCAAAUGUCUUUGGAGGUGAUUGCAGAAUGUUAUACUUUUGCAAUGACAUUUGCUGUAGGCCUAGGCUAACUGAUAGACAAAAAGUUUAUGAAAGACAACAACUAUUGCAAAUUGCUGUUGAGCUGUAAGCAGACCGUUUGAUUUUAAUUGGGCCUAAUGUUUUGCAUUGGCUUUUUCUCGAAACGAUGGUGCACUGCCCUCGAAUUCUGAAACCUUCUAUACUUAAAGUGGUAGAAAUGCACACUACAAUGCACCUGUUCACCUGGUAAAUUUUAAUUUAGUUAUUAACCUGCUUCCUUUCUGAUGCAUAGAGCAAAAUACUUGAAAUAAUAGCUUAUCUAAUAGGCUUAAUUAAAUGAAUGAUGUGCAUGGUAAUUUGUUUUAGGCUAUGAUUACUUCAGAAAUUUGGACCAAUAAUGUCCAGAAAAGGUGAAGAAUUAGUUGUGAAAAGAUGUAUUGUGUAUAAAUGCAAUAUUGUCUACUCAAGAAAUGUUAAAUUACAGUAUUCAGAUGUCGGCUACAGAAGUAACCUGCAACCCGUCUGUUCCACCGUUAAUACAACUGCGCUCUGGAUCGGAUGGCAUAGAGCAAAAUACUUGAUAUAGCUUAUCUAUUUACUACUGUGAAGUGGGUCCAAUUAAAGGAGACCUGAGAUGAAUGGUGUCCUUGUUGUUGCCUUAUAUAGGCUACCUCGUGAGUAUGACACCAUCACAGAAAAGGUGAGGAAUUUAUUAUGCAAUGAUCAUGGAAAUAAAUAAUAUAUAAUAGCCAGGGAUAUAGAUGAUUGUCUAAAUAUUUUUAAAUCCAAGGAUAAACUAAAUAUAUUUUGGCUUUACUCACUAAGGGAAAAUGAUUGCAUCUUGUUAUUAACCUGUUUAUUGUUAUGCAUAUGCAUGUCCAUAUCCUCCAUUUGCACAAAAUAUAAAUGUACUUGCCUGCUUGCAAUACAAUAUUUCAACCACUAGAAUCUGCAUAAGCAUUGUCUAAAGUCUGCGAGAAGGCGAGCACGUUUUUACAUCAGGUUCAGUUUUUAUAAAUGCCAACUUUUGCGUGAAAAUUGGCCCACACAUUUUUUGGGAUAUAUUUUGUUCCUGCCAAAGGUUUAUAAAUGAGUUCCCUUGUAUCUUUAGACCUGUAUGCUGUGUUCCUUGGAGACACUAAUGCUGCUGUAUACUUGCUGUUAUAGUGAACUGUCUUGUUCUCUGUCUUAACCGUCCUAUUUCAAACACUCAGAAUGACUAACUACUGCAUUACUCGUGUUGUCCACAGGGGUGGAAUUGGAGGGGAACUAGAGUUCGCAAAGUAAAAUUAUUUUGACAUGUACAAAAUGUGUUUAAGUAACUCCCCAGUGUUUCCAGAUUUCUGUGAAACAUGACCUAUAAUUACUUACAAUAUGAGCUAAAUAGUUUUCCUUGUAUUUAUUUUUAUUUUUUAGUAAGUGUGUUAAAAAGCUGUUUUUCUGUGUUGGAAUGUUAUAGGUGUACCCCAACAACAGAAUGGUGUGGGCAUAUACCCGGUAUUUAAAAAUAUUAAUGCUAGUAGACCGCUGAUUGGCUAUCUCCUCCUCCUCCUCAUGGAGAUGACAUCAUGUUCUAUGCGGAAAUGGCAAGCAUUUUUGUGUUUUAUUUUUUUCAAUUAAUGCUGGCAACAUAUGAGUCAAGAGUCAACUAUUUUUGGGGGAUAUGAGUUAACAGAAUAUGAACUUUUAAAAGUUCGAUUUUCACUGGGUAGUUACUUUAAGGUAAAUUCUAGGAUCAGUGAGUUCCCAGAGUGACUUUUCUCCAAUUCCAUCUCUGGUUGUUGGUGACAUUGUUAUUAUGUUAUGAUAUGAUCCUGACGUUGUGUAUGGGUUGUAUUUAAGCACAUAGAUGUGGAUCAGGGUGCGUCUCUUGUCCUAAAGUUGAAAAAUAGAGUUAGAAGAUGAUUAUGGUUGUAUGUAAAUUUAGUGUCAGCUGUAAAUUACCAUGCCCUCUUCUAAUGCCAUCUCUAUGAGGAAUUAAUCAGAGCAAAGUCUUUUAAAUACUUUGAUUGUUUGCUCAGCUUGCCUGUAGUGCCAGGUGGGCAGGGUUUACCGUUUUGGGACUAUUCUAAUGGCUCAUUAAGCCAGGCAAGGUCAGAUAAAGUAUUUGAACUCAGGUCUGGAACUAACUAUGCAAUACAUUUCACUGUCUCUGAACUUGAAAAUAUCAAUCAAUCAAUCAAUCAAUCAAUUUUAUUUUAUAUAGCCCUUCGUACAUCAGCUAAUAUCUCGAAGUGCUGUACAGAAACCCAGCCUAAAACCCCAAACAGCUAGUAAUGCAGGUGUAGAAGCACGGUGGCUAGGAAAAACUCCCUAGAAAGGCCAAAACCUAAAAUAUCCUUAGUAGAAAGACUAUAUAGAGCUCUAUCAGACAAGAUACUGUUAAUUCUACUGUGUUUCUACUCUCCAGUUCAGGCCACCUGUCUGUCUCUAUCUCUCUUUUUUAUUACCCCUUUAAAGAAAAUAUCUCAGGACAAAUACAUUUAGUGGUUUUAACGUCUAUUUAAGAUAAGAAAUACAGGUAUGAAUUUUUGUUUGUUUUUAAUAUGAGACACUAACGAAAACACGCAUCUGGGUCGUAUUCAUUAGGCCCCAAACGGAGGAAAAUUGAUUGAAUCGUGGAGGGACUAACUGGACUUACUUUCUGUAGAUUUUUUUUGAAAUGACGUUUUCCAGUGUUACCCUAAUGAACACAACCCAGGACAAAGGUGUGAAAUGAAUAUAAUGCAUACAUUAAAGUGGUGCUUUUCAAAAGCAGUAGUUGAUGCAAUCCAAUUAAACUUGUCGUUUCCAGUUUGGACAAAUUAUGUACAUAAUGUUUAUGUUAAAAUUAAAUAUUGGUGCACCUAAAAUAUUGAAGGAAUGCAAAAGGGACUAAUUUCGUGGAAUGACCCACUUACUACAUAGCUGAUCUGUACUUACCUGUAGCUUACUUGUACUUACUAAUGGUCAAGCACAGACAAACAUGCAACUUAUAACAUCUCUUUUCCCCUAUUUUCUGAACUGUUUAUCACCCCUGAGGUGACACCCAGUCGCUUGUCUGGCCCGCUCCACACCUCCAGCCCCUGCCUCUAAUUCUCUGGUAUUUCCUCCAGAGGUAUUAGGUGUUCCUAGGUCGUACGUGUUUAGAGGCACAGAAUGAUCCCCAAGCAUAAAUGGGCACCAUUGAUGGCAAGGCGAAAACACACUGGUUGCGUCUCAAAUGGCAUCCUAUUCCCUACAUAGUGCACUACUUUUAACCAGGGUCAAAAGUAGUGCAGUAGGGAAUAAAGUGCCAUUUGAGACGCAGAACUGCCCCAACCAUGGGCACUGGGACUGUGGGCCUGUUUGUGUGUCACUCAGUUUGACUUGGCGUGGUGUAAAUAACAGGUCUGUGUUGCUGAGGUUAUUACUUUUCUCUAAAGCGCUCCUUUAUAUUGUUUAUUAUGGUUUCUCUGUGUACAGCACGUUGACACAUUGUGAACAUUACAUCAGCGUACUGUGUUUUGUUUUCUCAUUCUAGCUUGGAUCAUCUGCCAUUCCUAGACAGAUGCCAGACACAGAGAAAUGGGUCAUUUAUGGGUAAUUUAUGGGCUAUUUAUGGGUCAUCAAAGUCCUCAUUGAGGACUGCAUGUCAGAAUGUUGUUGUUUUGCCACUUCACUUAAAUUGAAGUUUUGGUCAGUCCUUGCAUCAUCCACAAAUAAACAUGUUAUUUAUUUGUAUGUAUUUGAACAUUGUGGUUACAUUAAUGAUGAAUGAAAUCAAAUAAAUCUAAUUCAUGAA